AUGGCAGCUCAAAUCAUUCCAUCUUUUCCACCAAAUAACGUAGAAUCACCCAAUACUACAUCGUUAACUUACCCGAUAAUCUCCUUGCAACAACCAUCAAAGAAGAAAGGGUCUUCAAAACCGUCGAAAUUGUUCAAGCGUUUUCGUUCCAUUUUCAGGUCAUUUCCGAUCAUAUCGCCUACGUGCAAGAUCCCGGUUAGUCUCCACGGAAACCGGCAAUACGACAGUCAUAUCCACGGUGGGACACGAAUGACCGGUACCCUAUUCGGGUAUCGAAAGGCCAGGGUCAACCUUGACAUCCAAGAAAACUCUAGGUGCCUCCCCAUUUUAGUACUCGAGCUCGCUAUAACAACCGGAAAACUCCUCCAGGAGAUGGGAUCGGGGCUCGUUCGUAUUGCUUUAGAAUGCAAAAAGCGUCCAUCGGAGAAGAUCAAGAUCCUCGAUGAACCGAUAUGGACAUUAUUUUGUAACGGUCGAAAAUCAGGCUAUGGUUUAAAGAGAGAACCAACUGAUGAAGACUUAAUGGUGAUGCAAACUUUGAAGCCUGUUUCAACGGGGGCCGGCGUUAUAUCGACCGAAGCUUCGGAGAAUUCUGACGGAGAGUUGAGAUACAUGCGUGCAUAUUUCGAACGAGUCGUUAAUUCUCGAGAUUCGGAAACAUAUUACAUGAUGAAUCCGGAUGGUAACUCUGGUCCAGAGCUGAGCAUAUUCUUUGUCAGGGUUGGAUGA
This is a messenger RNA of Hibiscus syriacus, 729 nucleotides long. RefSeq names its product protein MIZU-KUSSEI 1-like. Gene Ontology annotation, biological process: hydrotropism. The transcript has a single exon. Lineage: Eukaryota; Viridiplantae; Streptophyta; Magnoliopsida; Malvales; Malvaceae. The record is from RefSeq and is a predicted model, not a curated record. The coding region runs from base 1 to 729 and encodes 242 amino acids.